CCGAAAUAAUCGACCCGAAAACGAGGGAGCCUGACCUAACCAUCUUCAUUGAAUAUAUUCAUAGCAUGGUGUUUGCAAUUAAUCUCUAGCGGCCGUUAAGUCGCCGACUACAAUGUCGGGGGCUCUAGCAGCUUAUCGGGUAUCUUCAUUUAUACUUCGUUCGCAUGAUUCUAUACCCGACUCGGGUCUCUCAGCCAAACAACGUUAAUAAUAUCCGAGCUAGAAGACUACGGUUGAUUCCUCUCUUGGUAUAUCCAGCUUCUUCAUGGAACUUCAUAGUUCUCAGGAAAUAAUGACAUAACCACUUCGGCGCCGGCAGUGAGGCAGCUGACUAAUCCAUGGGGUAGCAAGCUGUUCCUGCCUCAGGCGGCCGCGGAGAGCCGCGGAGAAACUCACACUCCGAGAACUCCCAAACGGGAAAUUCCCGAGUUUAUCGGAAAAUGUCACCGCCCGGCAUCACUGGCUUUGGGUUUCCCUUCUCCCUCCUUUCCUCCCACUUGCAGUGCACAACGUCAAUCAUCGCCAUAAUGUCUGCUGCUGGCUCUGCUGCUUGGAGACAGGCGUCUCGCGCCUGCUCAAGGCGUCUGUCCUCCCGCGGCGUCUGGACUGCCCCUCGCCGCGCCCUCGCCACCUCGGGCGUGCGCUCCUAUGUCACCGAGUCCAAGGCCGGACAAGCCCAGGUCAACGUCGAGACUGCUAUCAAGGAGGAGCAAAAGUCAUUCAUGAAAAAGACCGGUGUUGCGCCUCAGAAUGCCACCUUGCCCGGCACCGGAACCUCCGCCGAUGCCGCCAUGAGCCCGUCCGCCGGUAUCCUCAAGCAAGCUACCGUGAUGGACCAGGGAACUCGUCCCAUCUACCUCGACAUGCAAGCGACCACCCCGCUCGAUCCCCGUGUUCUUGACGCUAUGCUGCCCUACCUCACCGGCAUCUACGGCAACCCCCACUCGCGUACGCACGCUUACGGCUGGGAGUCCGAGAAGGCUGUCGAGGAGGCCCGCGAGCAUAUCGCCAAGCUGAUCGGUGCUGACCCCAAGGAGAUCAUCUUCACCAGCGGUGCGACCGAGAGUAACAACAUGAGUUUGAAGGGCGUUGCUCGCUUCUUCGGCCGCUCGGGAAAGAAGAAGCACAUUAUCACGUCUCAGACUGAGCACAAGUGUGUUUUGGAUAGCUGUCGGCAUUUGCAGGAUGAGGGCUUCGAGGUGACCUACCUGCCCGUCCAGAGUAACGGACUCAUCCGGAUGGAGGACCUGGAGGCUGCCAUACGCCCGGAGACUGCCAUUGUCAGUAUCAUGGCGGUGAACAACGAGAUUGGUGUGAUUCAGCCCCUGGAGCAGAUUGGCAAGCUAUGCCGGUCUAAGAAAGUCUUCUUCCACACCGACGGUGCCCAGGCCGUCGGAAAGAUUCCUCUGGAUGUGAACAAGUUGAACAUUGACCUCAUGUCCAUCUCCAGUCACAAGAUCUACGGCCCCAAGGGUAUUGGUGCCUGCUACGUGCGUCGCCGCCCUCGUGUCCGUCUGGAGCCCAUCAUCUCGGGUGGUGGCCAGGAGAGAGGUCUUCGUAGCGGAACUCUCGCUCCCCACUUGAUUGUGGGCUUUGGUGAGGCUUGUCGCCUCGCCGCGCAAGAUAUGGAGUACGACACCAAGCACGUCGAACGCUUGUCCAAGCGCCUUACCGAGAGCCUGCUCGCAAUGGAGCACACCACCCUGAAUGGUGACCCCGAGCACCACUACCCUGGCUGUGUGAACAUCUCGUUUGCGUAUGUCGAGGGCGAGUCUCUUCUGAUGGCCCUCAAGGACAUUGCCCUGUCUUCCGGUAGCGCUUGUACUUCUGCUUCCCUGGAGCCCAGUUACGUCCUGCGUGCCCUGGGCAGCAGCGACGAGAGCGCCCAUAGCAGUAUCCGCUUCGGUAUUGGCCGAUUCACCUCCGACGCCGAGAUCGACUACGUCCUCAAGGCUGUCCAGGACCGUGUGAGCUUCCUGCGCGAGUUAAGUCCUCUUUGGGAGCUGGUCCAGGAGGGCAUUGAUCUGAACACGAUCGAGUGGAGCCAACACUGAUCUGGUUCCCUUUCAUUUCUUUUCUCUGCAUGACUCCGUUUGGCAUUAAUACUGUUGCUGGAGAAAACUCGAAAAAGUCUCCUCGGAUAUGGCGUUGAAAUUUUUGGUGUAACAAUAACAACCCUUGUACAGAAUGCAAAUACUCCCAUCUUUUCCCAAUUCAACAAGAGCUUUAGAUUUCUAUCGGCUAAGUUUGUUAGGCAUGUCUCACUUUCGGAGCAACAGAGCGCCAGUUCCCACGGCAAUUACCAACCUAGAGCGCCUUCUAUUUCACAUCGGUCAUAUUAUAUUUACCAUACAGUUCCGAACUCUCACUCCAAUUUCAUCCAGGUGAACUUGUACUCGCAGCCCCCUGCUCCGCCAAUUCUAUAGAUUCAUCUCGCACAUCAAGAUGCACCGUUUUCAAUAUCUGCAAGCCUCGCCCGUCACCCUGUUCAAUAAUCGGAUCUUCUUCUCGCUCCCAUCCCUUCAAUCGAUCCGCACUCGCCGAGCUAUGCGGCCCCAUCUUACUCGAUGGGGAUGCCGUACUCGCCGAGACAAAUUGUUUUGAUUUUCUCGAUCGAGACCCGGACGUUCCGUCCGUAUAGGAAAGGCCGUUUUUGUCCUCGAAGACCGCGAUGAAGGAUUUGAGGAAUGCGGAUAUAAGGCAGACGACGCUCAUUGCAAUGUAUAUCUCGGUGGUGAUCGUGGAGUAUGCUCCGAGGAGGAUUGGGUCGCUCGAAAUGAUCUGUUUGUUCACGUAGUACAGUCGAAUACCGGCGAGGGGGAUAAG
This is a messenger RNA of Penicillium brasilianum, 2826 nucleotides long. Lineage: Eukaryota; Fungi; Ascomycota; Eurotiomycetes; Eurotiales; Aspergillaceae. The record is from the annotation of a GenBank genome assembly.